Molecule: messenger RNA, 2219 nt
Organism: Cephus cinctus (wheat stem sawfly)
Lineage: Eukaryota; Metazoa; Arthropoda; Insecta; Hymenoptera; Cephidae
Exons: 2
Coding region: 1466-2182 (238 amino acids)
Biological process (GO): DNA recombination; DNA integration
Molecular function (GO): DNA binding
Source: RefSeq, a predicted model, not a curated record
AUUCGCAUCAUGGUUGUAUUUUGAAAUUGUGUUCCAUCACAGUUUCUCAUCAAAUUUUGUAUCGUCUCUUUCCCUCUUUGACAGAUUCUACACAUUUUCUUGUCUUCGGUAUCCCAGUAUCUGUUCUUCGUUUCUUCAUUGCCACAUCUCCAUCUUGCUUUCAGUUUUUGGUUUCCUCUAUUUCCUUACUUUUCGAGGUACUCCGUUAGGUCUUCGUUUCUUAUUAUUUUAUAUCUUCGGGUAUAUUGGGAUUCUCUGAUUUUACUUAUUUGUGCUUGUUUUUGUAUGUCUGAAUCCGGCAUCUUCAAUCAGUUAGCCAUAUUCAUCCCUUUCUUUAGUAGUUUAUCCACAUAUGCUGCUGCAUAGCCGCCUCUAAUUAGUUAAUUACCUCUGUAUAUUACAGUUCCUAUUUUCAGCCUUUUACUACAGGGUGUCUCAAAACUACUUUUAUACCGGAAAGUGGAAUAUAGCUUGAGGACCGUGAAACAAUUACUAAUCGCACGAUCCGUCUGAAGCAGUUAACAUAUGCCUUACACGACUGUACCUCCCACCACACAGCCAUGACCCGCAGAAAUCCUUCGUUCUGAUCGGUGCAUCUUAAAUGCUUCUCAUUUAAAAACUAUUGCGGAUUUUAACAAACGCUUUGUGGAAGGAUACUCGGGGGAUUUGCGGGUAUCGCUUACUUUCUGGUGUAAAAUUAUUUUUGGGAUACCCUAUAUAUGGGAAAUUCCUGGAGAAAUCGGCCAAGAAUUGACCUAGUAUUUUUUAAAACGAUUGAAACUUUUUUUUACAUCAAAUAGACGUGAAGAAAGUCGAUACGUAUUUUUUUUUGUCCGCAAUAUUUUUUUUCCAACACGCGCAUAAAAAUGGUGACUUUCCACACCUGUUUAGCGGGAGGAAAACAUCUGAUUUCCGUCCAAUCACAAGGUUAUCGUGUUUUCUUCCCGCAGUUAAGAAAAGUAGCCAUUUAUGGGGAGAGAAUAACUCAACAACCAAUCAGAAAGCGCGAAAGUGUUGUUACCCAAGGAUAAUGAGACAUAACUGAUCAACUCUGUUGAUAAAUAAAUGUGUCUAGUGAAAACGUACUACCAGUCUUCAAGUAAAUUUUGUGUUGUUCAGUCUGAUUAUUUUCAUUAUGUCGAGCGAAGAUUUCGACAAUGACAUCACCUGCACACCGCCGGACAUACGAGCGAAAGCUGAAAUUGUGACGAGAGAUUUACUGCCAACAAAAUCCCGAGAAAAGUAUACAGCUGUGUAAAUGCAUUCGUUGAAUGGAAAAAGAAAAAUCAAGUUACUAGUUAUUCCGAAAAUGUUUUUCUGGCAUAUUUUGGUGAAAAAUCAAAGAGCUUAAAGCCAACGACUUUGUGAUCUAUUUAUUCUAUGUUGCGUAGUACACUGCAACUGAAUGAGAGUAUCGACAUAAGCUCAUUUAAACAAUUAAUUGCCUUUUUGAAAAAACAAAUGAAUGGUUAUCAAAGGAACAAAUGGAAAGUUUUCACCACAGAAGAAGUUCAAAAGUUCCUCGCUGAAGCUCCAGAUCAUGAAUAUUUGGCUACAAAGUCAUGAGUUGGUGAAUAUUACAUUAAAUGAUAUUGAAAACCACGGCAAAAUGAUGAAAGUUACAAUCCCAAAGACAAAAAAAAACGUUCCGCGUUCCUUUGUAAUUCAGGAAGAAUUUCGUGCCAUUGUCAAAAAAUACGAAGCACUUCGUCCUUCGAAUACUAUCACAAAUCGCUUCUUCUUGAAUUUUCAAAAAGGAAAAUGUCUCUGUCAAGUUAUAGGGAAAAACAAAUUUGCUACUAUGCCAACACAGAUCGCAGAAUAUUUGAAAUUGCCGGAUUCAAAGCGCUACACCGGACACAGUUUUCGAAGAACUUCUACACCUUUUCUUGCUGAUGCUGGAGUGGAUAUCACUGCUAUCAAAAGACACGGAGGAUGGAAAUCAAAUACGAUGGCGGAAGAUUACAUAGAACAAUCUAUGCACAACAAACAGGAAGCAGCGCAAAAAAUAACGUCGUCGAUAAUGCUGCCAUCAUUGAGUAAACGCUCAAAUAGUUCGAAUCAUGAUAGUCCAAAAAAAAAAAUUUUGAAAGCCGAAAAUAAUUCAGACGAAACAUUGAAAACCGGACAAACUGUUAUCCACCUGAGUAAUUGUUUAGUUACCAUUAAUGUACAAAAGUAAAUUGAUUUAUGUAUCAUUGUUUUUUUGACUUUUGAAA